Apodemus sylvaticus (European woodmouse) is the source of this 1195-nucleotide messenger RNA. It is a transcript of the gene Atp6v0b, whose product is annotated as ATPase H+ transporting V0 subunit b. Gene Ontology annotation, biological process: proton transmembrane transport. Lineage: Eukaryota; Metazoa; Chordata; Mammalia; Rodentia; Muridae. Gene Ontology annotation, molecular function: proton-transporting ATPase activity, rotational mechanism. Bases 445 to 921 code for a protein of 158 amino acids. Gene Ontology annotation, cellular component: proton-transporting V-type ATPase, V0 domain. The record is from RefSeq and is a predicted model, not a curated record. The transcript is spliced from 8 exons.
UGGCAGCCGGAGCCGGCCCAGCGCGGUGCCCUCCCGCGACGGAGGAGGCCGGCCCUGGGCUGCGAGAGCCUCACUGGCCUUUCCAGAGUCGCGACCCCAGGUUCCUGACGACCUCUGGUCCGCGAGCCGCGUAGCCGGGCGCCCCGCUUCCUCUUUUUCCUCUUUGCCCUCCCCCCAUUCACAGCUUGUUGGGUAAACAGCGAUUGGGCCGGCAGGAUCUGGCGCGGCCUGGACGCAGCGCCCGUUCCCUCCGGCCUGUGAAGGGGCUUGGUGUCCUUAAGACGGGUUACCUAGGGAGUGGCCGAAAAAAAAUGGAGGCCUGGGUGGAGGUGCUGUUUCGCUCCGGGACUCUUCGCUUGUCCAAUUAGAUGAAUCUGCUACACCAUCUUUGACCUGGGCUUUCGCUUUGAUGUGGCAUGGUUCCUGACGGAAACUUCCCCCUUCAUGUGGUCGAAUCUGGGCAUUGGCCUAGCAAUUUCUCUGUCUGUGGUUGGAGCAGCCUGGGGAAUUUAUAUUACCGGCUCUUCCAUUAUUGGGGGUGGAGUGAAAGCCCCCAGAAUCAAAACCAAGAACUUGGUUAGUAUUAUCUUCUGUGAAGCGGUGGCCAUCUAUGGCAUCAUCAUGGCAAUUGUCAUCAGCAACAUGGCUGAGCCUUUCAGUGCUACUGACCCCAAGGCCAUAGGCCAUCGAAACUACCAUGCAGGCUACUCCAUGUUUGGGGCUGGCCUCACAGUCGGUCUGUCCAACCUGUUUUGUGGAGUCUGCGUGGGCAUCGUGGGCAGUGGGGCUGCCCUGGCUGAUGCCCAGAACCCCAGCCUCUUUGUAAAAAUUCUCAUCGUGGAGAUCUUUGGCAGUGCCAUUGGCCUUUUUGGGGUCAUCGUCGCCAUCCUUCAGACCUCCAGAGUGAAGAUGGGUGACUAGAUGACUGAAUGGGUGGGGCCGUGCCCCGCUGUUAUUUAUUGCUGGCAUUCCUGGGACAGCUGGAGCUGUGGUCCUCCGCCUUUCUGGGGCUUGGUGUUCAGGGCCUCCUGCACUCACUCUUGCUGCCUGUUGACUUUGGAGGCACUGCCAUCCAGACUGAACCCGUGUGGGGAGUGGGCUGCCGAUGGUGACUGUACAGCUGUGCACCCGUGGCCCCCAGCCCCAUCCAGCCCGUCUUCCUAGUGUUUGUGAAAUAAACUUGGUAUUUGUCCCA